CUUACGUCCUUUUAAGCCAUGUUUCUAGUUUUUACUUGUUCGAUGUUCAUUAUCUGGCCUAGUCUGCUCCUCGAGGCAGUUGGUUCUCAAGGUUAGUAUGCGGAGUCCAUCGAUGAAAAAGUUAUUUUUAAGUCAAGCUUGCAAGAUAAUGAUUGGGAAUAACCUGCUUCCAUAAAUUUGAAAGAGCCAAUUUUAUCUUACUUCAAGUAAACCUUACUUGAAGUAACUUUGCCCAUAUUCUUGUGUGAAGCUAAUUAAUAUACUUUUAGACUCCUUCACAUAGUAUAAUCUACUCGGAACCAAUCAUUUGAAUCUACCUUAACAGUUUAAUCAAAAUUGCCUUGAUAGUCUUUCUUGCUAUGGAAGACGUCGACACGAAAUAACCCCAGAGGAUCUUGAGCAUGAAUUCUCCGAAGAUUCAUAUUAAGUAAAAAUUUAAACAGUUUUGAAAUAUAGAGUAAAAGAGAUGGUAAGGUUUUAGCUCGGUAAAGAAAUAGAGAAAGAUGUCUUUUCGUCUUGUCACGAGCGUAGGACAAACAAAAAAUUCUGAGUCCCCAUGACCAAGGAGGCAAACCUCAAACCUCUGACCUCAAUCGACCCUCAGACGUUUUCAGAAUAGAAUGAAUGGUUUCUCUCUCAAUGCAGUUUCAGAGUAGGCAAGUUUUCAGUUUUGAAUAGGACAUACUGCCCAAUUUUCAUGCUGUAGUUUGAAUUAAACCCUAUGCAUGAAGAACUUCUGUCUUUGGGCAUAAAAAGUUUCACUCCGUCAUAAUGACAUUGGUGAAUUAUUCACGAAUUUGAACAUUAGCCUGUUUUAAAUUAUUUCGCAACUCCGUUUAAACUAUCUAAAAUAUAGCUGCUGGGCUUUUUUUUUCCCUUACAUGUUUCCCUAAAUUUUCAAUCGAUAUGAUUAGAAAAUUGAAAUCUUACAGUUACUUUAUUUUCUCUACUCGCAAAAUAGUGAGAUUCGAAGACCCCAAUCUCAAUCGUUAAUUAUGCCAUCAGCAAAACGGCGAGCACUCAGACUUAAAACCAAUAUUUUGGGAGCACCUGCAUUGUAUAUUGUAUACUUUGCUAAAAUAAUCAUCAUCACCUAUGCAUUCCCUGUCAUGCCUCAUAUUUAAAUGAUGCUGAAAAUUACAUAACAAGCAUCCAGGAUGAUUAAAACUAGUCUCCCUGUCUUCAUUCUUAAUUACAAAAUGGCGCAUCUUAAAAAUGAUUUGUCAGUCCGUUAAAAAAUAAUAAUGCAAUUAUUGCAUUAAACGUAACAAAGAUCCAAAUAAUUCUAAUAUGUUAAAAUAUUAAUGUUUCCCAAAUAUAAUUUGCAUGGCCACAAAAAAUAAAGUAAGAGGGUCAGCUUUUGAAUCCAUAACGACGAAAUCCCCUACAUAUAUUUCAUAGAUGGGGAAGUGGAAGCUUGUCAACUGUCCGCAAAAUCCUUUUCAAUUGAUUUUUCCGAGAAAGUAAGCACACGAUCCACAAAUUAGCGAGUUAUACUGAAUUGCAUCCCUUCUUUAUGUAAACAGUAGUCACAUCCACUCACGGACCAUUCAUUUAUCCAAUCAUAACUUAUUCAAAUUUUAAGCCCAAAGUGAAACAAAAAAGAGCGUUAAUCUAUGUUUUCUAUGAAAACUUUGCUAUGGCAGAAGCAGGAAAAAAAUGAGAACUUGAUCCUGCAAAAAAAGUCAUCUUAAUACCAUUUUUUUUAAGGUAAAGACUUUUUUCGCAGAAAUUUUUUUUUCAAAGGACCAAAUUUGCUUAUGUAGAGUUUGGCUGACAUAUACUACAUUUUGCCUCAACCAGGUGGCCAUGAUAUCUACCGCCCCCCACAAACUGUUCGACAGCAUCUGUUUGUGAUGGAAGAAUUCCGUUAUUUGAACGUUUCCAGAAUUGGUUCCUAUACAGUUAAUGAUAGCAUUGACUGUGCAUUUAAGUGCCUCAGUCAUACGUCAUGUUUUUCUGUGAACCUGGCCGCGUCUAGAGGAAUGGACGGAAAGUUUUGGUGCGAGCUGCUUUCUUCUGACAAAUACAGAAACUCCACUGAACUCCUUGGAAAAAAGAGCUCCCAUCAUUUCGUCAUUAAGGUUACAGAUAUUCUUUAGGGAUUGCAAAUGUGUCCUGUUAAGUACUUAAGAGGCCCAAAACUUCGCUGUAAGGCCUGAGCCAACAAGGGAGGGAGGGGAGGGGGGUUAUCUUUACUCUAUCGCAUGACAGGACUCUAUAUCCUUUGUUUAGAAGUAGGCUCUAUUAUGAGUGAAAUUUUAUUUCAAACAGACCCAUAUGUUAUAAUUGCUCAACUAUUAAAAGGUUCUUCUUCUCCUCAGUCUCCUUGUUCUUCCUCGCCAUGCAAAAAUGAAGGGACCUGUGUACCAAGAGACAAAAAUGGCAUCUUUGAGUGCCUCUGCAAGAAAGGCUUUAUUGGAGAAUUCUGCGAGAAAGGUUAGACGUUACUUGCAACUGCCAGGUUGGAUUAGCAUUUACUUGCAUAAAAUUUGGCUCCCUAUCCAGGGAUUACCUUGCCCCAAGAGCAGUUUGCUUUUAGUUUAUUAACGACAACAUAGCCAACUGACUGAUCAUUGCGUCGGUCCUACGACGGACCUCUUUCCUAACUGAAAUUUAUCAAAGGAACUCGUUUGAUGCAGCACUGUACAUCCCCUGUAAGGAAUGGAUAUUUACCAUCACUUCAACGGUGUCAGGCGAAUAAGAGUUGAAGAUUUAAAGAAAACUCCUACCCUUGCUGCAUGCCGGUGACAUCAUUUGUAAUAAGCAAUUCUUUAAUUCAUACUUAGGCUUCAAGUCCUGUAAAGAUGCGUACAAUUCAUACAAGUAGGUUUGAAACUUGUUUUAUAUCAAUGACGAGAGAAAAACUCGAUAUUUAAUUCAAUCUUUAACUCUAGAUUGGGAUGCAGUCGGUGAUAAAGUUAAAUUCUUACUUUAGACACUAAAAAGGGCGAAUUAAGAACUUAAUAAAGGGGUUAUCUGUUGAGUUAACGUGAGAAAUCAUCUUCUCUUGUGUUUCCAAAUUAGUUUCAUUCAAUAAAAAAUAUUCAGGGCUUAUUCUUGUCAUUUAUAAUGCGUAAAAUUUAACAUCAAUUAAAGAAUUACUGGAUCGAAUAGAUUUUGGAGAAAUAAAAAUGUAAUUGUUAAAACUGAUCGGGUUCCCCGAACAGGUCGAAUGCCAGCGAGUUGGUUACCUUACACUUUGGCUCGAAUACAACUUCUGUUCUCUGUCAAAUGGGAGAUUUUGGAUGUGGAGAUGGUGGAUGGACACCAGUUAUGAAGAUUGAUGGCAACAAGGUAGGUUGUUACCUUUUGUUGUGAAAAUUUUCCUUCAAAGGGUCUGCAGACAAAUACAUCACUCACUAAUUUGAAGUAAAGAAUUCAUGUAUCUCUAACCACAAAUGUCUCACUUCAUUUAUAUCGAACAAACGCUUGUACUUUUUCUCAUACCCCUAACUUUUAAAGCCUGACUCGAGCUUCGUGCCACAGCAAAAUAUUUUGGUUUUCGCGACGAAGAAUCAUAGCGGAGUAUGUAAUAUUGCGCAGAUGCGUUGCCGGUCAGGUCAAAUAUUCUUCUACUUUUCUUUCUUUUCCCCCUAAAAAUAAAAAAAGAGGCGGUUUAAACGGGAAAUUUUGACAGGCGCGUAACUUUAAUCGAUUCUGAAUCACAAUACACAAUGUUCUUACUUACUACUUUUGAUGCUUAUCUUUGCAUGGGAUUGAUUAUUUACUCUUAUACAAUUAUUUCGCAGAACACUUUUCGGUUCAGUUCGGGAUACUGGACUAACAAAAGCGAAUACAACCCGUCUGGUGCAACGACUGGCUUCGAUUCACAAGAGACCAAAUUACAGACGUACUGGAACACACCCUUUUCCAAGGUCUGUCUCGGUAUGAAGGUUAACGGACGGUUGAGGUUCACCGUUAUCAACAGCCAGGCUUCCUCUCUCCACUCUCUGAUUGCUGAUGGUCAGUAUCGGCCCACUUCACUGAGUCGGAACAAGUGGAUAGCGCUGACUGAUUCAAGGGCUAGACUUCAGCCCAACUGCAACCAGGAAGGAUUCAAUACCAAGGCCAAUCGCAAAGCAAGAGUCGGAAUCCUUGGGAACAACGAAAACGACUGCCGUACAUGUGAUUCUGCAAUAGGGUUUGGUGUUGACAACAGAGCGUGCGGUGAUCGUUCUUCCAUUAGAGCCAUGUGUUACAUCUUUGUUCAGUGAUGAUAUGCGUUUAAAUGAAUUUUAAAACAGCACCAAAAUAGAUAAGAUGAAGUCAUAUAAGAACAGUGCGUAAAAACGCAGGAUUAUAAAAUUUGUUGUGUAUAUGAACGCCUUGAGAACACUGCGAUUAAGCACCUAUCAUCCGAGUCUCGCAAAUCAGAAUGUAUGAUGCUCGCGAAAGCUUUGUACAGCUUUUCUUAUGCCAUGUGUGUUUGUAAGUGAAAAAAUGCAAAUAAACAAAGCAAAAUGGAAACGAAAGAAAACAAAAAAAAAAGAUAUUUAUCCCCAGCUGUUUUAAUAUAACGUACGAGGAAAGUUUACCAUUCACUGUUGACUUUAUUCACUGGACCCAGUUUUUGGCUCGCGUCCAAACAUAUCGAUAACGUAGGCUAUCGAAAACAACUGUAGCUGGCGAAAAGUUUUAUAUAUAGAAUGGGUUUAACUCUUUAAACCCUGAGAGUGACCAGCAUCUAAUUUCUCCUUACAGUCAUACAGUUGAAUCAUUCAUUAAGAUCAUAAGAAUAAGGAAAAUGAUCACCAACCAAAGAAGCUUUGAUUGUUAAACAAAUUCUCCUUGUCAGUACUAAAGGAAAUGUAUAGAGAAGGGUAUAGAGACUAUGGAUACUGAUGUUAGGGUGUAAAGGAUUAAAUUCCUAUUCAGUGGAUGACGAUUUAUCCCAACCGGUACCCUAAAGGUAAAGGCUGCAGAACCAGAAUGCAUUAAAGCUGCGUAAUUCUAGGGUUUACGCGCCGUAUAAUUUUGGGCGACAUCUUGAAGAAUAUUUCGCCAGUUACUGUCGCAUCUGGCUUCUAUUCUUUUUUCUUCUAACUUUUGUCGAUAAAUGCAUUCUUUGCUAUUUACACUUCGAAAGCUGAAACAACAUUUUCAAGCAAGAAAACAUUUGCUUCAUCUUCCUCUGCGUGAAAUGCCCAUCGCUUUUUAAAAAUCGUUUGAUAUGGGCGUGUUUUUCGAGUUUAUACAUUUGCAUUUAGAUACAUUCAAACUGAAAUAGUAAUCUUUAACCACUGGGUUUGUUUGUAAAAUUAUCAAAACACAGAGAUGCCAACCUCUGGCGAUCUUAGAUCUGGAGACUUUUUUCCGGACCAGCAUCUACCCCCCACCCCGACCGAGUUUGUCAAUACGAUCCCCUACCUCUCCCCCCUCACCGAGCAAUUUCGCGGGAAAAACGUGGAUCUAUCUAUCAGGAACUUCAAGUGGUUGAAUACUCAUCCAAUCAGACUCUCGCUUAUAUAGGGGUAACAAAGAAGAAACUCUCUUCUAUUUGUUUGCAACGAACAACAUGCAUCAUGCAAGAAAAUGAAGCCAGAAACCGUAAUACAAGCAUAAGAAGCCAAAUGAUUUCGGAAUUUUGGAACAUAAGGAGCUUAUCUUGUGGGCAACUGAUCCAAACUUUCUUUUGUAUGGUGGUUUUUGGUCACCCGUACGGGAGAGCGGGAGAUUGCCUCUGUAUCCGGGAGACUCCCGGAUAAUCCGGGAGAGUUGGCAUAUGUGAAAACGUAGUUAGCACCUGCCGUAGGAUAAUCUAGCUGGAUUGGUCAGUCAAUAAAAAUCAACGAGAUUAAGGAGAUGUUUUAACGACAGCAGAGUCAGUUUGUUUUGAGGGAGAAACGGCAGUUUUAGAUAUUUUCGCCUAAAAAACCUCGAUGGUCGAUUCACGGGCCAUCGCCGCGAAUGUUUCUUUUUUUUAUUCUGUUUUAUUUAUCUGGUCUGAACUGAUCCUCAAGGCAGAAGGUUAGUGAAAAUGUAGACUACCACCGUCGGAAAUUUUGAAAACGCUGACUUUUCGAGGCUUGGUUCUCGGAGCAUAGAUGAAUGGCUUGGCUCCAAACGUCAGUGUUUCGACAAAAUUUGCCGCUACACUUCAUAUACUUUUAAUUAACCGGUUUAUAGUUGACGAUCCGCUACAUUUUUCAAAUGAUCCCUGACGCAACACACAAGUUAACGAAUUUAAAAAAUUAACUAUUAAAAAAUACGCUCUUUUAUUCAAUCAAUGAUUCAUUUUAGCUGCAGUUUUAAGUCAAUCAAUAAUAGAUAGAUAGAAAUCUCGGUCUCAUAAUCUAAUUUUCUAGCAGAAGCUUAUGUUUCUGGUAGCUAUGAUGCUGUGUAUUUAAAAAAUUAUUCGAUCCAAUAUGGAAAGGAGGAUAUGAAAAGGACUCGCACGCGAGAAAAGUGAUUGGCAUCAACCAAUGAUUUGUAGACUAGGUAAGGACGAGACUUUGUGUAGGAUUUUGAGGAUGAUCCUAGUUGCUUACUCGGUCAGUAAUGUUAUCAAAGUACUUCACCAAAAUGCUUUCCUUUAUCUGUUUCACAAGAUAUAAGAAACUUAGAGCAAUCAUUAAAUUUUAAUAGACCCCACGUAACAUAUCAACUUAUGAUAUAUACAGAAGAAAUGCGCGCAGCAGCUGCCGUCAUAAAAGUUAUCUGAUUGGUCAGUUGAAAUCAGCACGCAAGAGCUUUAUCAUAGUUUCAAUAACAGUUGGUUUUUCAUGAAUUCAAUACUUUUGUGCCCUUGUGGACUUACAUCCUUUUAAGCCAUGUUUCUAGUUUUUAUUUGUUCGCUUUUAAUUAUCUGGCCUAAUCUACUCCUCGAGGCAGCUGCUUCUCAAGGUUAGUGUGCAGCGUCCCUUGAAAAAAGUAUCUUCAAGGCAAGCUUGUAAGAUAGUAAUUGGAAAUAACCUGCUUCCAUAAAUUUGAAAGAGCCAACUUUAUCUUACUUAACUUUGCUCAUUAUUCUUGUGUGAAGCUAAUAAGACUCCUUCGCAAAAUAUAAUCUACUCGGAACCAAUCAUUUGAAACAUUUCUCUACCUUUAAAGUUUCAUCAAGAUUGUCUUGAUAGUCUUCCUCGCUGUCGAAGACGUCGACACGAAAUGACCCCAGAGGAUCUUGAGCAUGCAUCCUUCAAAGAUCCCUGUUAUGUAAAAUAUAAACAGUUUUCAAAUAGAAUAGAAGAGAUGGUAAGUUUUGAGCUCAGUAAAGAAAUAGAGAAAGAUGUCUUUUCGUCUUUUCACGAGCGUAGGACAAAGAGAAAAUUCUGAGUCCCCAUGACUAAGGAAGCGAACCUCAAACCUCUGACCUCAAUCGAACCUCAGACGUUUUCAGAAUAGAAUGAAUGGUUUCUUUCUCGAUGCUGUUCCCGAGUAAGCAAAUUUUUAAAUUUUGAAUAGGACAUACUGCCUAAUUUUCAUGCUGUAGUUUGAAUUAAACCCUAUACAUAGAGAACUUCCGUCUUUGGGCAUAAAGAGUUUCACUCUGUCAUGGUGACAUUUGUGAAUUAUUCACGAAUUUGAACAUUAGCUUGUUUUAAAAUAUUUCGCAACUCAGUUUAAACUAUCUAAAAUAUAACUGUGGGUCUUUUUUUCCCUACACGUUUCCCAACAUUUUCAAUCGGUAUGAUUGGAAAAUUGAAAUCUUACAGUUACUUUAUUUUCUCUACACGCGAAGUAGUGAAAUUCGAAGAACCCAAAGUCAAUCAUCAAUUAUACCAUAAGCAAACGAUCGAGCACUCAGAUUUAAAAUCAAUAUUUUGGGAGCACCUGCAUUGUAUAUUGUAUACUUUGCUAAAAUAAUCAUCAUUACGUAUGCAUUCCCUGUGAUGUCUCAUUCAAAUAAUUCUAAUUUACUUAAAAGCUAGUUUGUUGUAAAUUUAUCAAAAUAUGUUAAAAUAUCAAUGUUAUGGUCACAAAAAAUAAAUUAAGAGGGUCAGCUUUUGAAUCCAUAACGACGAAAUCCCCUACAUAUAUUUCAUAGAUGGGGAAGUGGAAGCUUGUCAACUGUCCGUAAAAUCCCUUUCAAUUGAUUUCUCCGAGAAAGUAAGCACACGAUCCACAAAUUAGCGAGUUAUACUGAAUUGCAUCCCUUCUUUAUAUAAACAGUAGUCACAUCCACUCACGGACCAUUCAUUUAUCCAAUCAUAAAUUAUUCACAUGUCCAAAGUGAAACAAAAAAGAGCUGUUUAGCUAUGUUUUCUAUGAAAACUUCGCCAUGGCGGAGGCAGGAAAAAAUGAGAACUUGAUCUGCACAAAUAGUCAUCUUAAAACCAGUUUUUUUAAGGUAAAGACUUCUGGUAUGCUUAUGUAGAUGACGCCACGUAAAGAUUUAUCAAAAAUGUGUCUCUUUUCGUUUAUCUCAUUCUAUUUCACCUUGAUAUAACUUUCUGAGUUUGUAUUCUCUUAUCACAAAUGAAGAGUGGCAGCCUUUCUAGAUUUAGAUAGAAGACUGCUCAUAAUAAGUGUAUUUUACGGACCUUUUUGAAUGUGGCAUCGGUUGCGUUAAAAAAAAAGGUUUCUGCAAAUUUAACCCAGUCACCCCCAAGAUCUCAUUAGUAAUUCUCCUAACUGUCUGUUAUACAAUUCUUGAGAUGUUAGUUCGGAGUAUUUGAUAUUGAUUCAACUAUUAAAUAAUCUCUUAUUGAUAGGGGAUCUUGGGAAUUAGAGUAUUUUCAAGUUUUGGCGCUAUUCAAGGUAGAGCUUGCCUGACAUAUACUACCUUUUGUCUCAACCAGGUGGCCAUGAUAUCUACCGCCCCCCACAAACUGUUCGACAGCAUGUGUUUGUGAAAGAAGAAUUCCGUUAUCUGAACGUCCCCAGAAUUGGAUCCUUCACAGUGGAUGAUAGCAUUGAAUGUACAUUUAAGUGCCUCAGUCAUACGUCAUGUUUUUCUGUGAACCUGGCCGCGUCUAGAGGAAUGGACGGAAAGUUUUGGUGCGAGCUGCUCUCUUCUGACAAAUACAGAAACUCCACUGAACUCCUUGGAAACAAGAGCUCCCAUCAUUUCGUCAUUAAGGUUACAGAUAUUCUUUAAAGAUUGUAAAUGUGUACUGUUAAGUACUUAAGAGGCCUAAAGCUUCGCUGUAAGGCCUGAGCCAACGGGGGGGGUUAAUUUGAAACCUUACUCUUUACCUCUUUACUCUAUCACAUAACAGGACUGUAUAUCCUUUGUUUAGCAGUAGGCUCUAUUAUGAGUGAAAUUUUAUUUAAAAUAGACCCUCAUGUUAUCAUUGUUCAACUAUUAAGUGUUUCUUCUUCUACUCAGUCUCCCUGUUCUUCCUCGCCAUGCAAAAAUGAAGGGACCUGUGUACCAAGUUACAAAUAUGGCAUCUUUGAAUGCCUCUGCAAGAAAGGCUUCAUUGGAGAUUUCUGCGAGAAAGGUUAGACGUUACUUGCAAUUGCCAGGUUGGAUUAGCAUUUAUUUGCAUAAAAUUUGGCUCCCUAUCCAGGAAUUGCCUUGCCCCAAGAGCAGUUUGCUUUUAGCAUAUGAACGACAAUAUAGCCAAUUGAGUGAUCAUUGCGUCGGGCCUACAAUUGACCUCUUUCCUAACUGAAAUUUAUCAAAGGCUUCCUCUGACGAACUCGUUUAAUGCAGCACUGUACAUCCCUUGCAAGGAAUGGAUAUUCACCAUCACUUCAGUUAGUAAUUGUUAAUUACUUCAACGGUGUGUGGCGAAUAAGAAUUGAAGAUUUAAAGAAAACUCUUACCCUUGCUGCAUGCCGGAGACAUCAUUUGUAACACGCAAUUCUUUAAUUCAUACUUAGGCUUCAAGUCCUGUAAAGAUGCGUACAAUUCAUACAAGUAAGUUUGAAACUUGUUUUAUAUAAAUGAAUAGGGAAAAGCUCGAUAUUUAAUUCAAUCUUUAACUCUAGAUUGGAAUGCAGUCGGUGAUAAGUUAAAUUCUUACUUUAGACACUAAAAGGGCGAAUUAAGAAUUAAAAAAAGGGUUAUCUGUUGAUUUAACGUCAGAAAUCAUCUUCUCUUGUGUUUCCAAAUUAAUUUCCUUCAGUAAAAUAUUCAGGGCUUAUUCUUGUCAUUUAUAAUGCGUAAAACUUAACAUCGAUUUAAGAAUUAUUGGAUCAAAUAGAUUUUGGGGAAAUAAAAAUCAAUGUGAUUGUUAAAACUGAUCUGGUUCCCCGAACAGGUCGAACGCCAGCGAGUUGGUUACCUUACACUUUGGCUCGAAUACAACUUCUGUUCUCUGUCAAAUGGGAGAUUUUGGAUGUGGAGAUGGUGGAUGGACACCAGUUAUGAAGAUUGAUGGCAACAAGGUAGGUUGUUACCUGUUGUUGAAGGGUCUGCAGAAAAAUACAUCACUCACCAAUUUGAAGUAUAGAAUUCAGGUAUCUUUAAUCACAAAUGUCUUACUUCAUUUAUCUCGAACAAGUCUGAGUUGAGCUUCGUGCCACAGCAAAAUGUUUUGGUUUUCGCGACGAAGAAUCAUAGCGAAGUAUGUAACAUUGCGCAGAUGCGGUGCAGGUCAGGUCAAAUAUUCUUCCACCCUUCCGUUUCUCCCUCAAAAUAAAAAAACAGGCGGUUUCAAACGGAAAAUUGUUCGAGGCGCGUAACUUUAAUAAAUUCUGAAUCCCAAUGCACAAUUUUCUUGCUUACUUCUUUCGAUGCUUCUCUUUGCAUCGGAUUGAUUAUUUAUUAUAAUACAAUUAUUUCGCAGAACACUUUUCGGUUCAGUUCGGGAUACUGGACUGACAAAAGCGAAUACAACCCUUCUGGUGGAAUGACUGGCUUCGAUUCACAAGAAGCCAAGUUGUCGACCUACUGGAACACACCCUUUUCCAAGGUCUGUCUCGGUAUGAAGGUUAACGGACAGAUGAACUUCACUCUUAUCACCAGCCAGGCUUCCUCUCUUCACUCUCUGAUCGCUGAUGGUCAGUAUCGGGCUACUUCACUGGGUCGGUACAAGUGGAUAGCGCUGACUGAUUCAAGGGUUGAACUUCAGCUCAACUGCAACCAGGAAGGAUUCAAUACCAUGGCCAAUCGCAGAGCAAGAGUCGGAAUCCUUGGGAACAACGAAGACAACUGCCAUACAUGUGAUUCUGCAAUAGGGUUUGGUGUUGACAACAGAGGGUGCGGUGGUCUUUCUUCCAUUAGAGCCAUGUGCUACAUCUUGGUUCAGUGA
This is a messenger RNA of Pocillopora meandrina, 11144 nucleotides long. NCBI's taxonomy places the organism in Eukaryota, Metazoa, Cnidaria, Anthozoa, Scleractinia, Pocilloporidae. The record is from the annotation of a GenBank genome assembly.